Messenger RNA from Etheostoma spectabile (orangethroat darter), 1139 nucleotides. RefSeq lists its product as uncharacterized. Bases 263 to 892 code for a protein of 209 amino acids. Lineage: Eukaryota; Metazoa; Chordata; Actinopteri; Perciformes; Percidae. The transcript is spliced from 3 exons. The record is from RefSeq and is a predicted model, not a curated record.
AUUUAAGUGGAAGUGACAAAAAGCACUGCACAAGGUGUUGACACGGUAAAAGAACCCAAUCUUGGUUAGUUUGCGGCCUCACUUUUUUCAUCAAAGGAUGUGACAUAGAGAGAGGGGAAGUUUAUCUUUUAUCUAUCACAACUGCUUUUAAACGCCACCUUCAAGAGGUUUGCAAAUAUAAAACUAAUCUUGACUUGUAUGAUUGUCAUUGCAUUACUAAUCAUCAGUCCAUGUCAUAUUUGAAAACUUGAGUGGACUCAGGAUGAAAUACAGAGCAGGUUUUCUGACGGUGCUGUGCGCCUGGAUGGUGAUUCUAAUGCAAAGCUUGGAUGCAGGACAUGCGGCAAAGAAACAUGUUGCUGCUGUUUCAUGCAGACCGAAAGAGCGGACAGACCUGACCAAAAGGGAAGUUAAAGCGGCCUUGGCAGGUUUUGAGAAAGCCAAUGGGAAGCACCUUGGCACUUGGCCCCCUGGCUUCCCUGAGCUCCAGGCCCACCAUAUCGAUGGGUCAAAAGUUCAGUGCAGCCUCCUCUUUAUGUCUCAAGGCCUGAAGAAAGUCCUGGAGGACCAGAUGGACCACCUGAAUCACAGAGAUGAUUCCCUUCACAAGACACUCAAGAACGCCAUCUCCGAGGUCCACAUGCUCGCAGCGUGUGCAAAGUAUAUUCUUGGAGGGGAAUGCCCAAAGCCACCCCCAACCAAUAUGCCCAAUCAGGCGUUUGAGAGAAAGCAGUGGAGUCACACUCUGUUGAAGACAGCCACGGACUAUCUGAGGUGGCUGGAGAGUCAGUUUGAGGUCCAAGUUUCAAAGGACAAAGAGAAAAAUAAGGGAAAACGUAAAGCCCCUGUGGCAACACAUCAGUACUUGGAGGGGAUUGGAUACCUCUUGUAAUCCAAGUUUGUGAUGCAGAUUGCAGUUUAUGGCAGCUUUUCUUUAAAGGUAGAGAUUUUACCAAGAUAAUUUUCAUGCUUAUUGUGGUUAUUACUAUACUAUUGUUUUUAUUAUAUGUGUACAGCAUGUUAACAUGUAUUUGGGACAUUUGAAAAUUGGUUCCUGCUUUUCAUACUUUAAUUUGGAUAAAUAGAUGAAGUUGAAGUUUUCCACAUGGUCUUAAGCAGAUGAAAAAACAAACAAUUAA